Macrosiphum euphorbiae (potato aphid) is the source of this 408-nucleotide messenger RNA. The record is from the annotation of a GenBank genome assembly. NCBI's taxonomy places the organism in Eukaryota, Metazoa, Arthropoda, Insecta, Hemiptera, Aphididae.
AUGGCGUCGAGUCUGUCAUCCCUGGCCGAAAAUUUAGUUACACCCGAGCAUGAGAACUUCCGUGAGACAGCCAAACAUUUUGUCGCCGGAGAUAUGCCGCUCGUGACUCGUAAGGGGGUGUACCCAUACGAGUACACAGAUAAAUGGGAGCGGCUGGAAGACAGGAGACUACCGAGUAAGAGAAAUUUUUUUAGUACGUUGACCGAGACCGGGAUUAAGGAGGAAGAUUUUGAACACGCGAAGUUGGUCUGGGAUCACUUUGAUUGCAAUACGUUGGGCGAAUAUAGUGACCUGUAUCUCAAAAUCGAUGUGUUGCUGUUGGCUGAUGUAUUUGAAAACUUCCGUGACGCAAGUAUGAGGGCAUACAACUUGGACGCCGACCAGGACUUAGUUUUGACGCGAUGUUGA